Kalmanozyma brasiliensis GHG001 is the source of this 972-nucleotide messenger RNA. RefSeq names its product Scavenger mRNA decapping enzyme DcpS/DCS2. The record is from RefSeq and is a predicted model, not a curated record. Gene Ontology annotation, biological process: deadenylation-dependent decapping of nuclear-transcribed mRNA. Bases 1 to 972 code for a protein of 323 amino acids. NCBI's taxonomy places the organism in Eukaryota, Fungi, Basidiomycota, Ustilaginomycetes, Ustilaginales. The transcript has a single exon. Gene Ontology annotation, molecular function: RNA 7-methylguanosine cap binding; hydrolase activity. Gene Ontology annotation, cellular component: nucleus; P-body.
AUGGCGACCCCUUCGAGCAGCAGCAGCCUACUGGACGGCUUCAAGCUGGCAAGGGUGCUCGAUCAGGAUCCUAAGCUCAAGUCUGCAAACCUGCUUGGAGAGUUCCGAAUCGCCGCUGACGAUGGCACCUCGAACACCGAACAAGCGAUCCUCAUUGUAGAGAAGACACACUUCUCAGAAAGCUUCUACGAGCAGCUCGAGGGCCCCAGCAAUGCCAUCUUCUCCACCCUCUCCGAUCUCGGCCAGAACGACAUCUACACAUGGAUCUUGGCAUGGUUUCAGCGACCUGACCCAGCUCAGGCUACAACCACCGACCCGGACGUCAAGAUCACACUGAUUCGACCGGCGACGCAGACGCACAUCGACAAGUACUCUGCACAGCGCAAGAUCAUGGUCUACGAGACACCCGAGAUGUACCGAGAAAAGGUCUUGCCCUGGAUCGAGUCAUUUCCGCCCUCACGCAUUCAGUGGGUGUACAACAUUCUCGAACACAAGAAGGAGGCGGACAGCAUCCUGUACGAGGAUCCGGAUCCGAAGAAAGGGUUUAUCAUCGUACCAGAUCUCAAGUGGGAUCAGAAGACGACGUCGAGUCUCUACAUACAGGCGAUCGUACACAAUAGAGAGCUGAGGAGUAUCAGGGAUCUGACGAAGGAGCAUGUGGAGAUGCUAGAGGGUAUCAAGGCGGAAGCGAGUAGAGUGGCGUACGAAAAGUUUGGGCUGACAGGGAGGGAUGGAGGGGCGGAAGGUAAUGUGCGGUGCUUCUUGCACUACCAGCCGAGCUACUAUCAUCUGCACGUACAUAUCCUUGCCUCGAGCUUCACGUCGCAUCCCGGAGCCGUGGUUGGUCAAGCACAUCUGCUGGACGACGUGAUUGAUCUGCUCAAGCUCGGCGUCGACAUGAAGCAGCGUACAUUCGGGUUUGCUCUCGGCAGCAACAGCAAGCUGUGGUCCGUGUUGUAUCCUAGCAGCUAA